Messenger RNA from Naegleria gruberi, 951 nucleotides. RefSeq lists its product as uncharacterized. Lineage: Eukaryota; Heterolobosea; Eutetramitea; Acrasida; Naegleriidae. Bases 1 to 951 code for a protein of 316 amino acids. The record is from RefSeq and is a predicted model, not a curated record. The transcript has a single exon.
AUGCAAAAAGCAGUCGACGAUUUAAUCAUCCAUACACAAAGUUCCAAUAAUUCGGAAAAUGACGAAACUGGAGAAGAAAUUACUUCCCAGCCUCUUACCAUCAAUCUACUCGAAGAACAUUACAAAUUAACAAUAAGGGAAAAGAUGGACCGUUUUCAAAAGAGAGAAAUAUUAUUAGAGGCUAUUAAAAAGUAUAAUUCCUUGGCAUCAUUUAGUUUUUUGAUUGGCAAGACUGCGUGGGAGUAUCGAGAUCUUUCCAAGGAAUUUCUGGCUGAUAGGCAGGUUGUUAUCGAAGGCUUGAAAAAAUCAGUGUACACUUACUCUGAAGUGAGUGAUGAGUUGAAGAGGGAUAGGGAGGUGAUUUUAGCUUCGGUGGAGGGUGAUAUUAUCGAUGGAUUUUCAUUGGUUCCUGAUGAUUUGAGAGGAGACAGAGAAUUUGUUUGUAAAGUAUUGGAAAAAUCGGCCUUUAGUUUGAAAUAUGCAAGUGAAGAGUUGAGAAAUGAUGAAGAAGUAGUAUUGAAUGCUAUUAAAACUUCUGGUUUGGCUCUUCAAUUUGCAAGCAAUCGAUUGAAAAGAGAUAGAGAUCUUGCUAUCAAGGCAAUUAAGGGAAGAGCAGAAGUAAUGGAAUACAUUGACUCUGAUAUCAUUAAUUCACUUCUUAACGAUAGAAAUUGUUUAGAGGAUAUUCUAUCAGAAAAUCCUUAUGCGUUGCGUGAUUUUAUCUUCCAAGCACGUAGAGUGAAUGUUCCCGGAAUGGAAAACGAUAGAGAUUUGUUUAGGAUUGCAUUUCAGAAAACAAAGGAAGAAAAGUUUUAUCAUAUCAUGGGACGUGAAUUGAGGGAAGAUAAAACUUUCAUUUUGGAAUUGUUAGAUAUUACUAAAGAAAUUUACAGAUAUCUGAGUGUGGAAUUGAAAAAUGAUCAAGAAAUCAAAGACAAAGCAGAAGUAUAA